AUGGCGGCAGCCGGGGUUGGGUUGCUGCUUCUGGCCGGGUUCGGUGACACCGGGUUGGCUUCAGCGCAAGUAGUUGGCGGUAUUGAAGAUCGGGUGUUAGGACUGCGGCUGGAGGAGGGAAGUGGCGUGUCAAUGAGUGGCGGAGUGAUCAGAGCUCGCCCUGGUUCUUCCUUCCGCCUCCGUCUUUAUGGAUCGGGGCUACGAAAUGACACCUGGCCCUGGGUAUCUAUUGGCAGCCCCACAAACAAGACUUGUUCCCCAGGGCCAGACUCGCCCCUCCAACUGCUGGAAGAGUUCCGAGUGUGUAGCGAGCACUCAGGUCUGGUCACUGUGCGGGCUGUGAAUGAGAGGAAGGACCGAGGCCUCAUGUACCCCCUGUGCACCCGCAAAGGAAACAGCUGGGCCCCAUUCCCCGGCGGAGACACACUCAUUACAGUCCUGGAGGCUGGUGAGGAAGAGGAGAAGCCGCCCUGGCAAGGAGAUGAACCACAGUGUACCAUGGGCUCCUUCAGCUCCAGCUUGUUUAGUUUUAGGGAUGAAGUUUCCCCAGUAGAACCUUCUGAAACCGCUGCAAGGCAUUAUUUGGCUUCCUGGCUCCUGGCUCUUCUUAUUGUCUUGUGUGUCCUUCUGUCUGGCUUGCUCAGGGGGCUUCAGCUCAGCACUCUAAUCCUGGAACCCCCAGAGCUUGGCCUGUUGCGAGAUUGGGGAAGUCCCAGUGAAAGACACGGGGCCACUCGGUUGGACCCCCUCCGGACGCGCUGGGGCGGCUACACACUGAUCUCCAUGCUGGCCCUGUGCUGCCUUACUAACUCUGCAGUGGCCGUUCUGCUGUACCAUGCUAUAGGUUCACUACCUGCAGCCAUAUUCUCAGCAGCUGGAUUGCUUUUAUUGGCUGGUGAGGCGCUACCAGCUGCAGUAAGUUCUCGCUGGGGGCCCGUCCUAGCUCCCAAGUGCCUAUGGCUUACACAUUUCUUCCUGCUCCUGGCAGGGCUCCUCUCAUUCCCUAUGUCAUGGCUUUUAGAGACAGCGUUUGGGCAGGAUCCAAGCUGCAGCCGACUAAGAGUCCAUAUCUUGGAAAUGGCCCGAUGUGGAGACCCCUACAGUGAAUUGGUGAGGGAUGAAUUCAGCAAGGGGGCCCUAAGGAAUAGGACCGUAGAGGAUAUUCUAACUCCGGUGGGUAAAUGUUUUAUGCUUCCCAGUGAUGCUUUGUUAGACUUCAACACCAUGUCCAGCAUCAUGGAGGGUGGCUAUACCCAAAUCCCAGUAUAUGAGAACGAGCGCUCCAAUAUUGUGGAUAUCCUUUAUGUCAAGGACCUGGCUUUUGUGGACCCACAAGACUGUACUUCACUGAGCACCAUCACUCGCUUUUACAGCCAUCCUGUCCACUUUGUGUUCAGUGAUACCAAGCUGGAAGCUGUGCUGGAGGAGUUCAAGAAGGGUGAGGGGUUGUGGUGAAUGCAAGAGCUGUAUGAGUGUUUGAGCAAGCCUGUAUGUCUUUUUUAGGUUAAAGGGGUGGUUCACCUUUAAGUAAACUUUUAGUAUAUAAUAGAACGGCCAAUUCUAAGCAAC
This is a messenger RNA of Xenopus laevis (African clawed frog), 1569 nucleotides long. RefSeq names its product metal transporter CNNM4-like (gene cnnm3.S). The transcript has a single exon. NCBI's taxonomy places the organism in Eukaryota, Metazoa, Chordata, Amphibia, Anura, Pipidae. The record is from RefSeq and is a predicted model, not a curated record. Bases 1 to 1455 code for a protein of 484 amino acids.